This is a messenger RNA of Arachis duranensis, 1621 nucleotides long. Its product is annotated as NADPH-dependent alpha-keto amide reductase-like. Gene Ontology annotation, cellular component: cytosol. The record is from RefSeq and is a predicted model, not a curated record. NCBI's taxonomy places the organism in Eukaryota, Viridiplantae, Streptophyta, Magnoliopsida, Fabales, Fabaceae. Gene Ontology annotation, molecular function: aldose reductase (NADPH) activity. The transcript is spliced from 11 exons.
AUGAAUUAUCAAUAUGCAGAGGGAAUGUAUCUUUUGAAAAUGGCACUGAUGGUUCAAUUGAAUGGAAAUUUUGCAAGUUCGGGUCUUUGUUUGGCUAUUGCCAUUCCUGAUAAGGCCUUAGAGCUUGGAAUCAUAAACAGCCGCCAUGAAGCCUUCAUCACUUCCAAAUUUUGGUGCAACAAUGCUCACCAUGACCUUGUCCUUCCAGCUCUCAAGACCAUACUCAAGAAACUUGGGUUGGACUAUUUAGACCUCUACUUGAUUCAUAUGCCAGUGAGGUUGAAACCUGAAGCUGAUGGAGUUCUUGAAAUAAGAAAGGAUGAUUUACUUCCCUUUGACAUAGAAGGAACAUGGGAAGCCAUGGAAGAGUGUCAAAGAUUAGGCUUAGCCAAAUUCAUUGGUGUAAGCAACUUUGGCAUUAAAAAACUCACAUGGCUCUUAGAAAAUACAACUAUUCGUCCUGCUGUCAAUCAAGUGGAAAUGAGCUCAUCAUGGCAACAAGGAAAACUCAGAUAAUUUUGCAAGCAGGAAGGAAUCCAUUUGGCUGCAUGGUCACCAUUAGUAUCUUACACAAAAUCUUGGGGUACUAAUUCAGUUAUGGAGAGUCCAAUCAUUAAUGAAAUAGCCACUUCUAGACACAAGAGUUUAACCAAGUUGGAAUCUCUGAAUCUGAAGUGGUGUAAUUGCAUAAUAGAUGUCGAUAUGAAACCUCUAUCAGGUUGGUUUCAUAUUCUUCUGUAUUUUCUCAUUGCUAAAGAAGGAAUAGAAAGCUCCGCUUUCUGGUUUUCUCUUGGAGGAAAACAGAAUUACACCAGCAAAAAAGUCAACAAUGACAUUAUCAGAGAACCACAUUUGUUUAGUUUCUCUUUUAAUAGAGGAAAGUUUCAGAGCUAUAUAGAUAAGGCUGUAUCACUGGAGGGACUAUCUCCUUGGGUACCGCUAUAUAAAGUAACAGAAGGGAAUGAACCAUGCUUUUUCACAACAUACUUUCCAUGGGACCAUGCUAAAGCUUCGGUUCAGGGGAACUCUUUCCAGAAAAAGGUGACAUUACUCUUCGGGAUUCGCCAUGCUGUAGAGAAAAAGUCUAAUGGGCCAAGUCAAGGGGGACCAAGACAAAGAGCUGAAGCUUUGGCUGCCUUGUCUAAUGCCUUUAAUUCAUCUUCUGAUAUGACAUCCAGUAUGUCACAGGAUAGAUUGAAUGGGCUGAAUUAAGGAGGAUCAAGACAAAGAGCAGAAGCUUUGGCUGCUUUAAACUAUGCAUUUAAAUCAUCAUCUGAAACCAAAAGUUCUAGCCCUAAGACAACUGGAAGAAGUCAAGGAUCACAAAGAGCAGCAGUAGUAGCUACUCUCUCUCAAGUUCUUACUGCUGAGAAGAAGAAAAAAUCACCUGAUUUUUCUCCUGUGAAAACCAGAAGUCCUGUUGUGGAAACUAGCACUUCCGGUGAGAAAUAUAGCUCUUAGUGGCUAAGUUAAAUGUGGCACAAAAGAAAGAUUAGCUAUUAUGAGAAGGUUAGAGCGUCAAGUAGUUCUAGUGCAGUUCCACUACCACCGCCGCCACCCUCAAUGUCUUCAGAUGAGGACUAUGAUGAUGAUGAGGAUGAACAUGAUACUGAAGACUAUA